Molecule: messenger RNA, 1559 nt
Organism: Thamnophis elegans (Western terrestrial garter snake)
Lineage: Eukaryota; Metazoa; Chordata; Lepidosauria; Squamata; Natricidae
Gene: PSMD6
Product: proteasome 26S subunit, non-ATPase 6
Exons: 8
Coding region: 152-1321 (389 amino acids)
Biological process (GO): proteasome-mediated ubiquitin-dependent protein catabolic process
Cellular component (GO): proteasome regulatory particle
Molecular function (GO): protein binding
Source: RefSeq, a predicted model, not a curated record
UCGGAGCGUUCCUUCCGUAUCCGGGUGGCGGGCUGAGUCACUCUAUAGUCUCUUCUUCGCUGCUCGCUGGCUGUUUGGUUUCCCCUCCGUGCCUGUCACCGACCGGCCUUUUCCCCGCUCGGUCUCUCUCGCGCCUUUCUUCCUCGCCAGGAUGCCGCUGGAAAACCUGGAAGAGGAGGGCCUCCCUAAGAACCCCGACCUCCGGAUCGCGCAGCUCCGCUUCUUGCUGAGCCUGCAGCCGCAGAGCCCGGACCCCGCCGUGCGCCAGGAGCUCAUGGCCGCCAUCCGUCAGCACGAUAUGGCCCCAUAUUAUGAAAGCCUCUGCAAAUCCCUUGACUGGCCAGUAGAUACAGAUUUGUUGAAUAAGAUGAAGAAAGCAAACGAGGACGAGUUGAAACGCUUGGACGACGAAUUGGAAGAUGCAGAGAAGAACCUGGGAGAAAGUGAAAUCCGUGAUGCCAUGAUGGCCAAAGCUGAGUAUCUCUGCCGAAUUGGGGACAAGGAAGCUGCUCUAACUGCCUUUCGGAAGACCUAUGAUAAAACUGUUGCUCUAGGACAUCGUCUGGAUAUUGUCUUCUACUUGCUGCGAAUCGGCUUGUUUUAUAUGGACAAUGACCUUAUUACACGGAACACUGAAAAGGCCAAAAGUCUUAUAGAAGAAGGAGGAGAUUGGGAUCGUCGGAAUCGGCUGAAGGUCUAUCAAGGCCUUUACUGUGUGGCCAUUCGGGACUUCAAGCAGGCAGCCGAACUUUUCCUGGAUACCGUUUCGACCUUUACGUCUUACGAACUUAUGGAUUACAAAACGUUUGUGACUUACACAGUGUAUGUCAGCAUGAUCGCAUUAGAAAGGCCGGACCUGAGAGAGAAGGUUAUCAAAGGAGCUGAGAUUCUGGAAGUGUUGCACAGUUUACCCAAAGUGCGGCAAUAUCUUUUUUCCCUCUACGAAUGUCGGUAUUCAGUAUUCUUCCAGUCAUUAGCCAAUGUAGAACAAGAGAUGAAGAAAGAUUGGCUGUUCGCGCCACAUUAUCGUUACUAUGUUCGGGAAAUGAGAAUCCACGCCUACAGUCAGCUUCUAGAAUCUUAUCGGUCCCUCACCCUUGGUUACAUGGCAGAUGCUUUUGGAGUCUGCGUAGAGUUCAUAGAUCAGGAACUUUCAAGAUUUAUUGCUGCUGGGAGACUACACUGCAAGAUAGACAAAGUCAAUGAAAUCGUAGAAACCAACAGGCCUGACAGCAAAAACUGGCAGUACCAAGAAACCAUCAAAAGAGGAGAUUUGUUGUUAAAUAGGGUGCAGAAGCUUUCUCGAGUAAUUAAUAUGUGAAUUUUUUUUAAAAAAAAAGUAAAACAAAGGAAUGCACCAUUCAGUCAGAACUUUUCUGGAAGUAAUUAUUCCUAUAUUAUAUAAUUUGUACUGUAGGUAAGGAAAUGUAACCAUGAUGUAGUUAGGGCUUUUGCAGUCUUAUUUCAUUGUGUAAACAACUGAACUGUAUGACUAUUCAUGUUUUUCCGAUCAUUGUCAUUUAUUAAAUGUACAGUACGGUUGACUGUUCUGUUCUCGA